UUCCAAUCACCUUCGAGCGGGCGCGUGUAUCGCUCACUCUAUCACGGCUCUCCGCUCAGUAAGGCGUCCUUUUUUCGAUUGAGUCCCGCUAGGAAAUAAGAAAGAAAACAAAAUGGCCAGCAAGAAGAAGACCGGAUCAAAGACGAAGAAGCGCGCACAGCGUGCGACUUCUAACGUCUUCGCCAUGUUCGACCAAUCUCAGAUCCAGGAAUUCAAGGAGGCUUUCACACUGAUCGAUCAGAACCGUGAUGGUUUCAUUGAUAAGGAAGAUCUUCACGACAUGUUGGCUUCCAUGGGUAAGAACCCCACCGACAAAGAGAUGGACGAGAUGAUGGGUGAUGCACCCGGUCCAAUCAACUUCACCAUGUUCCUCACAUUAUUUGGUGAAAGGUUAAAUGGUACGGAUCCGGAGGAAACUAUAGCAAACGCGUUCAAAUUAUUCGAUGAAGAACUUACCGGAAAGAUACACGAAGACUAUCUCAAAGACAUCCUGAUGACCAUGGGUGACCAUUUCACCGUCGAAGAGGUCGAACAGUGCUACAAGGGUGCGCCCAUCGACGACGAUGGCAAUCUCGACUACAACGGUUUCGUCCGCCUAAUCAAACACGGGUCCAAGGACGAAGAACUCGUCAAGGACGAGCUGUUGGACGCGUAACUUCCAGAAAUGUUCAAAUAAUCCGCCAUUUUGGGGAGCAUUUGCCCUCAUCGUCUCUCAGUCUGUCUCUCCUCCUUUCUGCCUACAUCUUUCUCUCUCUCUCUGUCAUUUCCUGGUUACUCCGAUACAACUCAAAUUUGGUCGUUUGUUUUCUUUCUUGUCAACCAAAAAGACAAAACAUCGCAGCUGUCGUAAAAGAUGGUACCCUUUCUGCAUAGAUUAAAAAAUUAACGACUAAAAAGAAUCGGUCCAUAGACAAUGUCACAUGGCGGUCUUCGCACCCAGACUUGAUUUCAAACAUCUUUGGAAGUUUUGGAUCCUCGUCUUAUUUCGCCUACUGCGCCGAUUAAAUUUGAGUUGUAUCAAAACAUUUUCUCAGAGUAUUGGGGAGAGAACUUUCCCGUGUAUUCAUGUUGCAGAAAUCCUGCCAUUAAUUCAGCUAUGGCUCAUUAUUCUUAAGCAUAACCAUUUGGAUCAUGCAACAUGCUUUUCAUUAUCAUAUAAAAGCUGUGAAUAUGAAUGUUAAAUAUCGGAUUUCAUCUUGCAUCAUUCUGCAAUAUUUUGUAAUAAUUUAUUCCAUCGGAGUACUAUAUCGCUAAAUAUAUGCUAGUACCUGGUUUAUAGGGACAGUCAAUGGUUAACUUAAACAGAAGACUUGUAUUGCUUUAAAGUCAAAUAUUCAUAAUACCUUUAUAACUUUUGCUUCAUCAUAAUUGGGAAUUGGGUUAUUGUGUCUAUAUCCUUUUAUUUAUUCUUUUUACUGAAUGUUGCUAAAUACCUUUACAGUGAUGGGAAUUUGUUUGAUCAUCGUAUAAAAAAAAAAAGAACCUCGAUUUUUUUCGAUGUUGUUGUCAUUAUUAUGAAACGGUGGCCUGGUGUCACGUGACUGCAGGCUGGUGUGACGUCACCGCGUUUAAUUAAUGUCACGUGUGUAUUCUCGAGUGUCUUGGAUAGUUCAGGUGCGCGCGUGAGGUGAAGAAUAUUCUGUUUUCUUUUUUUUUUUAUUAUCAUUAUUUAUUCAUUUUAUUCUUAUUAUCUCUAGAUGGAAGUAUAUUUGUAAAUGUGAUAUUGAGUACUAAUAAUGUAUAGAUGUUAUUGAAAGUUACUGUACAUUUUAUGCUAAAAAUAAAAAAUAAAAACGUCAGAUACAACUAAAGAUAUGAAAGUAUUGUAGCUCAAAAUAUAUCAAGACGUGACAGACAUAUCUCGUCUGUUCUUAACAUUCGAUAUCAACUUCGGUGUAUCAGAAUUCAGUUGAAAUUCUAGGUAUGAAUUUUCAGGUAGACACAAUGACAAAUAAAUACGUUGGAGGAAGUUUUUCAUACCAAUGUAUACACAUCGUAAAAUCUUGUUCAAUCUAUUGUCUAAUUGUUGUGAAAUGUACAAGUCAAACAACAAUGAUUCUGUGUCCUGUGCCAUUCUUAAAUCCCUCCUCUAUUCCCUGUGAUGGUGGUGGUGGUCGUUGAUGUCCGAUCGUCGUCGAUUUGGAAACUAUAUCGUUAUCCAUCUCGGACGACCGGGCUGUGCCUCUGUGACUCUAAAACUCGCGCUGAUUUUUUACUUCAAGAGUUUAAGACCUUCUCUUAGGGAGGAUCAUAAUAAUCUUGUUAUUGCUUAUUUUCAUCUAUUAUUUUGGAGUAUGUAUAGUUCUUUCCUGUAUUUUGUGUUUACUCUGAAUUCAAUUGCGCAGAGUCGAGUAUCUUUAGAUGUAUCGUUAACAUCCUCAUCAUUCUUUAUUCUCUUUUAUUAUUUUUUUUUAAACAUCAAAAAAUGUUUGUUGAGUAGCACAUCAACGAAUCAAGAGAUUAUGAUCGAACCUUUUGACAGAUUCAAUUAGACUGGCCUGCUUUUUCACGAUACAAUAUGGCGUUUAGAGUACGUUUUGUGCUAUUGAAUUUCUCUCCACUCUCAACUUCUUCUCGAAGUUCCUCUUUAUCUCUAUCCCUUUCUCUUUUAGAUUGUGCAAUCGGUAAUAAGAUACUUAUCUUUUACCCAAACUCCUUCAAAAUGACGACCGAGCUGAUAAUGAUUGUGAUAGCCGCUUGUCGAUGAACGUGAUUUUGAUUUUUUUUUCAAGUCAGAUGAGAUUGUCAUCAUUGCUGUUUUAAACGUAGAACAUCAAAAUUAAAACUCAAAUUAAGGGGCGCUAUCAUCAAAAUUAUCUAGUUCUGGAAGUCUUUUAAAGCAUCGCGCUCAGGCCGGUAAUGCAAUGUGAAUUUCAAAGCGUUUAGUAGAUUUUAGUUGAUCAUAAUAAGAUUUGAAGAAUCAUUAUGUGUGAGUUUUAGAAUUUCGAUUUGCUUUCUCUCUCUCUCUCUCUCGAUCGAUAUGUUUUUUGCUUUUUGCACAAUUUGUUUUGUCAUUUCACAUGUGAAUGAAUUAACAUGUGAGAAGGAAAUAUUUUGGAAAAAUUGUUACGAAAAGAUAAUAAAAGUGUAAACAAGUAUUGAAGUGGAA
Messenger RNA from Strongylocentrotus purpuratus (purple sea urchin), 3109 nucleotides. RefSeq names its product myosin regulatory light chain 12A. The record is from RefSeq and is a predicted model, not a curated record. Gene Ontology annotation, molecular function: calcium ion binding; myosin heavy chain binding. Gene Ontology annotation, cellular component: myosin II complex; cytoplasm. The transcript is spliced from 6 exons. Lineage: Eukaryota; Metazoa; Echinodermata; Echinoidea; Camarodonta; Strongylocentrotidae. The coding region runs from base 113 to 655 and encodes 180 amino acids.